Molecule: messenger RNA, 1267 nt
Organism: Pelecanus crispus (Dalmatian pelican)
Lineage: Eukaryota; Metazoa; Chordata; Aves; Pelecaniformes; Pelecanidae
Source: RefSeq, a predicted model, not a curated record
AGAUAUGCAAGAUGUCUUCAACUGUUUUUACUCAAAGCAGCUGAGAAGAACUGGAAUUCAAGAUGAGAACCAACAAGGUGUACAAGCUCGUCAUACAUAAGAAGGGUUUUGGAGGCAGUGAUGAUGAACUGGUGGUGAAUCCUAAAGUAUUUCUUCAAAUCAAGCUGGGAGAUGUUGUGGAAAUUGCACAUCCCAAUGAUGAAUACAGUCCCCUGCUUCUACAAGUGAAGUCACUUAAGGAAGAUUUGCAGAAAGAAACUAUAAGUGUGGAUCAGACAGUUGCACAAGUGUUCCGACUGCGGCCAUACCAGGAUGUCCAUGUGAAUGUUGUUGACCCAAAGGAGGUGACAUUGGACUUGGUGGAGCUGACCUUUAAAGAUCAGUAUAUUGGGCGUGGGGAUAUGUGGCGACUGAAGAAAAGUUUGGUCAGCACAUGUGCGUAUGUCACCCAAAAAGUUGAAUUUGCGGGUAUCAGGGCACAGGCAGGUGAACUGUGGGUAAAGAGUGAGAAAGUCACUUGCGGAUACAUCAGUGAGGACACCCGGGUGGUCUUCCGUUCGACUUCUGCCAUGGUUUAUAUUUUUAUCCAGAUGAGCUGUGAAAUGUGGGAUUUUGAUAUUUAUGGGGACCUAUACUUUGAGAAAGCUGUGAACGGUUUUCUUGCUGACCUCUUCACAAAAUGGAAGGAGAAGAAUUGCAGCCAUGAAGUGACAGUGGUUCUAUUUUCUAGAACAUUUUAUGAAGCAAAAUCUAUGGAUGAGUUUCCUGAAACGCAUCGUGCAUCAAUUCAGCAAAGAUUCUAUGAAGAUUUUUACAAAGUUGUAGUUCAGAAUGAGAGACGAGAAGAGUGGACCUCAUUGCUUGUGACCAUUAAAAAGCUUUUCAUCCAGUAUCCUGUGUUGGUACGACUAGAGCAAGCAGAGGGCUUUCCUCCAGGUUCCAAUUCUACCUCAGCACAGGGGAACUACCUAGAGGCCAUAAAUCUUUCAUUCAAUGUGUUUGACAAGCAUUACAUAAACCGGAACUUUGAUCGGACUGGCCAGAUGUCUGUGGUUAUCACACCUGGUGUGGGUGUAUUUGAAGUUGAUCGACUCCUUAUGAUUCUAACCAAACAGCGGAUGAUAGACAAUGGGAUAGGUGUGGACUUGGUAUGCAUGGGAGAACAACCAUUGCAUGCUGUACCACUCUUUAAGCUCCAUAAUCGCUGUGGACCUGGUGACUCCAGGCUGGGUGAUGACUACAAUAUUCCACACUGGAUAAACCAUAG